Messenger RNA from Paramisgurnus dabryanus, 927 nucleotides. NCBI's taxonomy places the organism in Eukaryota, Metazoa, Chordata, Actinopteri, Cypriniformes, Cobitidae. The record is from RefSeq and is a predicted model, not a curated record.
AUGCAACCAUGGCUGUUUGUUUUAAUCUGCAGUCCAUUCUGCCUUGCCGCCAGCAUUGUCAACAUUUUUUUCUUCUCUUGGCUAAUCCGACCAGCCGCCGAAGUGAAGGUUCGCUAUCCUAUGCGGUUCUUGUUAAUCACUGUGCUUUGCAAUUCAGCAUUUCUUCAAAUUGUCACUGCCGUGAUUAUAAUAAACACUGUUGUUAUUCCACCUUUUUGGUUUCAUACGGUAACCAGAGUUUUGAUUUACCAAGGGUUUACCAGCAACUUCUCAUGCAACGCUUGGAUCAGCAUUUUCUACCACGUGUCAAUUGUUCCGCAACAUCGUGCAAUCUUAGUCUGGAUUAAGAGGAAUAUUACAAGCAUAAUAUAUGUUGGCUUUACUUCUACUCAGGUACUACUUAUUUUUUCUCUAACUUUGGGAACAAUAACAUUUUUGAUGGACACUGAUGCUACACCGAUUAAUUCAACCAUAAAUACGCUGAACACAUCCUCAUUACCGCUACCUAAAGAAUUCAAGUUCUUUCAGUUGGCAAAUUUAUUGUAUGUGUUAUAUUGCACCUGUCCACUGAUCACAUUAUCAGUAUCUUGGGGCAAAACUUUUGUUUAUCUCCGUGGGCAUAUGAAACAAAUGGGACAGAAUGAAUCUUUUUCUCAAUCCCAACAGAAGAGCCAGAUGAGAGUCACGGUAAUAGGCAUGAUACAGGCGGCCGUGUUUCUACCCAGCAGCCUAUGGACUGUAGUAGCUGCUUUUCUCUACAUAUUUAACCUUUUUGAUGUAGUUGAUCCCAGUAGAUAUAUCACAAUAUCAUUCUGCGCUGUAUCCAACUUGGGAAAUCUACUGUGUUUUGGAUUCUCUCAGUCUGUGUUUCGCGUUAGGAUUGUAAGUUUGUUCAGAAAACUAAAGAGGAAUAAGGAGGACUCAUAA